This is a messenger RNA of Schistosoma guineensis, 1893 nucleotides long. The record is from the annotation of a GenBank genome assembly. NCBI's taxonomy places the organism in Eukaryota, Metazoa, Platyhelminthes, Trematoda, Strigeidida, Schistosomatidae.
AUGUUAGGCACUUCUAAAGAUAGUCAAGCCGAGGCUUCCCUUGAAUCACGCCUUAACAAGCUCGAUGAAGUUGAGAGAAAGAUAAGCCUAAUUAUUCAGCACGCUGGUAGUGCUCUCGAAGAACUUUCAAGAGAUAAACCAACGUUGUUAAGGAAGUUGGAUAAAAUGGAGUCAGACCCAGCAGUGACGAGUACUGUUUGCGAAGGUCUGUUACACCCAGAGAACAAACGGAACGUUCCUACUGAUAGUCAUAAUACAGUUAGAAAGUCUAAUAUCAUUUCAGACGACGGCCUUACCACCCAAAAGGCACCGUGGAGUGCUUUAAAUGAUGCAGAGACGGCGUCUAGUGUAGGCGAGUCGUCAAGGCGGAACAGCAAAUACGAUGAUAAUAUGCCUGUUCAUUCCGCCUGUUCCGAGUUCGAAAUCCCGGAGAUGGAGUUUGAUGAAUUUGAGUUGGAACUAGCUGCUGAAAAAGAGUUUUCGUCCGAUGAACAGUUGUUUGAAUCUGGUCGUAUGACACCAGAUGGGUUAAUCGACGAAGACUUUGAACGUGAACUUGGAUGCGCAGCUAAGGAGCUCAGUGUUCAAGAUGUAAUUGAUUCUGAUUAUCCAGAUAUUUCUCGGCUGGGUGUAUUACAAGGUGCAGGAGAUGAUAAACUCGGUCGUAAAAUAAUUGUUUUCUCAGCUUGUCGUCUACCAGCAGCUGAUUUAAUUGAUCAUCAACAUCUUCUAAUGUAUAUUACUAAAACAUUGGAACAAUAUGUCAGUAUUGAUUACGUCCUAAUUUACUUCCACUUCGGACUUACUAACAAAAAUCGACCUAAAUUUAAAUGGCUUGUUCAAGCUUAUAGAACAUUUGGGCGCAAUUUUCGUAAAAAUUUGAAAACACUUUACAUUGUACAUCCUACUACUGGUAUAAAAAUUUUAUGGACUCUCUUCAGACCAUUUAUCAGGAAUGCGGCCAUUGCUUUGCCAAUCCUCACCUUUACAUCUGCAUUUGAUUCUCCUUGUCCAUCGAUGAUGCUUCCCAGGUACGUGGACGAUUCUACAUCUUCCAGAGUUUCGCCAUCAGGUAUGAUUGGAUUGGUGUUCCCCGUGUUGUAUUUGAGGACCUCGGUUUUCCCCUUGUGUAUGUUGGGGCCUACAGAGGCAGAGACUGCUGCUACACUGGCUGUCUUCAACUGCAUUUGUUCGUGUGUAUGGGAUAGGAGGGCUAGGUCAUCUGUGAAGUCCAAAUCGUCUAAUUGGUCCUGAGCUGUCCAUUGUAUUCCGUGUUGUCCCUCAGAUCUCGAGGUCUUCAUAAUCCAGUCGACCACUAGAAGAAAGAGGAACGGCGAGAGUAGACAACCUUGUCUUAUUCCGGUCCUUAAUUGGAAUGCAUCUGUCAGCUGUUCUCCAUGCACGACUUUGCACUGUAGUCCGUCGUAUGAGUUCCGAAUAAUGCUGACAAUCUUCUCAGGAACUCCAUAAUGUCGGAGAAGUUUCCAUAAUGUUCUCCUAUCCACAAUGUCAAACGCCUUUUCAUAAUCGAUGAAGUUGAUGUAUAGUGACGAGUUCCACUCAACUGAUUGUUCGACGAUGAUCCGCAGUGUCGCAAUUCGGUCUGUGCAUCUACUUAUACUGGUGUUUUAUAAAAAUCUGAAUAAACUCACAUGUCUUCCACUUUUGUCUUAGAUAAAAAGUAUACUAUUCCUAAUUGUUUCUGUAAACUUUGUUGUCAUACUACAUAUCAUUUCCUAGACACUGAUAUGACAAUAAAAUUAACAUCCCAUUAAAGAUUGUUUUCUUUGUAAGCCCAUAACAUUGCCCAGUCUUCCACAAUUUGAAUUACAAUUAUUCAAAAUCAUAUCGAUUCCAUUAAUUAAAUUUUUAUAGGCAUUUUUUUUAAUCCUU